AUUCACGAAAGAGACUGACAUACAAUGCUGAGCGGAGCACACAGUUUGCUCUUAUCGUCAGUAAUCAUUCUCGGUACUCUACUUCCAAUGGUAUCCUCAGCAAUCCUAGUUAAAUGGUUUUUAUGUCGGUUGGGAUUUCAAGCAUUUUGCAAUAUAAGCAGAACACUGACUGAUGCGACGAGAGAUGAAAUUGGAGGGCGAGUAUUAUCGGCACUAAAUAGGGGAGGAGGAGGAGCAGGAGGAGCAGCAAAACAUACAUAAGCACAGUCCUUAGUCAUUGAAUUGGAUAGUGACGGGUUAAUAAAAACUGGAAAAUUCUGAUAUGAUAACUACAAUAAGUGUACUGAAGUCUCAUUUCUUUCGUUGUUUUUUCUAUUACAAACAGUUCCGCAAACAGUGAAUACGAAAACACUUAACUGUAGUAAACUUUUGAUUAUGUAUAAUUAAUAAACGCUUCAUUACAACAAAUCUUAUUUUACUGAGUAAUUCACCAAACAUCUAGUUCUUUUUAUGAAUUUUGAGAAAAC
Messenger RNA from Trichobilharzia regenti, 527 nucleotides. Lineage: Eukaryota; Metazoa; Platyhelminthes; Trematoda; Strigeidida; Schistosomatidae. The record is from the annotation of a GenBank genome assembly.